AUGAAUACAGUUGCCUACUCCCAACCUCAACAGAAAACCAUCAUCGCCAUAGGCGUAAAACAACAGACCAUGUUCUAUCCAGCUCAACCAAAAACCAUUACAAAGAAACGUUUCCAACCGUAUAGUCACAAUAAUAACAAUCGCAAUAAUUAUAUUGAACAACAGCAACAGCAAAGUAAUUCAAUAGGAGAAACUGAUUCCCUUUUUGGUCCCAUUCCAACCUCUGCCUCUUCUUCUGUAAAUUCAGUAAUGACAAUGUUUGAAGGUGUUGAUGUUGACGAAGAUAGAGCCACAGCAACAGAUAUCAAUUCAAACCUUUUACUAAGAGACAAUGAGCUCUUUGCCGAAUUUGACGAUUUUAUGUACCUCAACUCUUCCAAUACAGAAAGAUAUCUUACCUCUCCUCCACCUUCGCCUACGCUCACAUUUCAAGAUUUAAGCGGCAAUAAUGAUGAUAUCGGCUUUGAUGAUUUUCCAUUAUUCCCUUAA
This is a messenger RNA of Mycotypha africana, 489 nucleotides long. RefSeq lists its product as uncharacterized. The record is from RefSeq and is a predicted model, not a curated record. The coding region runs from base 1 to 489 and encodes 162 amino acids. Lineage: Eukaryota; Fungi; Mucoromycota; Mucoromycetes; Mucorales; Mycotyphaceae. The transcript has 2 exons.